Messenger RNA from Durio zibethinus, 1435 nucleotides. Its product is annotated as protein FAR1-RELATED SEQUENCE 3-like. The record is from RefSeq and is a predicted model, not a curated record. NCBI's taxonomy places the organism in Eukaryota, Viridiplantae, Streptophyta, Magnoliopsida, Malvales, Malvaceae.
ACGUAUGUGUAAAUAAGAGUGAUACAAAAAGCAUGUUUUUUAAUUGGAUAUUCGGUACUUGGAUACUUUGUUACAUCCGACCCGGAAUGACCGGGCCAAGUACAUAAACCUUCGAAGUUUGAACCUCGGUCCUCAAACCCUGGAAACGAAGAAGGUAAAAAAGAAAACAUGGCAGAAGACACGUUGUAUCUUCAACUGCACAAGCUUUCAGCCGUAAACUCAGAGGAAGUUCUCGAACAAAUACUUACAACUCUCUGGAAAACCCGAAGAUCUGGUCUUCGCCCGCCCGAUAAGUCUCGGAUUCAAUCUCUUCUCUCUCUCCCUUCCCUCCCCGAACUCGACCCCGUAUUGGCAUGCCUUCGUUCGCUUAUCAGGAAAUGUGUACAUGAAAAUUUCAAUGGCGAUGAUCUUUUGAAGCUGUUUCCACCUGGUUUGUCACUUGAUUUUCAAAGCAUUCUAGUUUUGUUGUUGCAGAAAUAUGCAAGUCAGUGGAAGGAAGAAAUAGCAAAAGAACAGCAUCCACUGCCAAGGACCAGUGUAUCCUAUCAGGUAAAAGCAAGCGCACCACCUUCUUUCACACCAUUGCCAUCUUCUGAUAUUCCAACAUCCUUGUGGCCUCGGCAAGAUGAUCCUAUUGCCCGCAUUAAUCUCAGUGAUUUUGGGGCUUCUACACCAAUCAUUGCUGAUGCUGCUGGUUCAUGUCGGGCUCCCUUGUUAAUACAACAGGAUGCUGGUCCUCCAGACAAUCUGGAAGUUCUACCCCGCCUCAAAUCAAUGACAUGGACCAUGGAGAAUCUCAACUCGGCACCAGCCAAUAGAGUGGCUAUUAUCCAUCUUAAGCUUCAAGAUUAUAGCAAGUCUCCUUCAGGAGAAAUAGAAGUGAAAUUUCAGCUGACUAAAGACACUCUUGAAGCUAUGUUGAGAUCAAUGACUUAUAUCAGUGAACAACUCUCAAACAUGGCUGGGACAUCCUCCGAGCCGGCACAGAAAAAGCAAAAGCAAUAGGACUGCACAAUCUUAGUCUGUUUCUUCUUUCUUUUCUGAAUGCCAUUAUAAUAGAUUCAUGUUAUAACUUAUAGUUAUCAGCUAAUGUUGGCGUAGAUAUAUGUACUGAUUACUAAUGCAUGUUCACAAGUACGAGUUAGAAUUCAUCUUAGCAUGAAUGUUGUUGAUUGUCGACAGUCUCAAUGUCAGUUCUUCCUAAAAUUUCAUAGUUUUAACUGUAUUCUCUCAUUUUCUCUCUUGGUCACAUAAAAUUUCAUAGAUUAACUAUCAAAAAAUUUUACACUUGUUUUUUUGUAGUUAUAAAUCCCAAUGUAUGGCGCCGGUAAUUUUCUAAUGAAUAUUAAUACUAGAUAGAUUGUGUUGUCCAUUUGAUGGUGAUGGAGUAUAAAAAAUCCAUAAAUUGAUUUCUAAUUUAAAACUGAUUUAGGUA